UUUUACAAUUGUACUAAGCUUGUGUUUAUUGUGCACAAGAUCCGAAAACUCAACUCAAAAAUUCGAGACUCGGCUCCAAGACAACCAAAACACAGGCCGGGCCAACCAAGCCGAGGUUUGAAAAUGUUCAGUGCGUGAUCGGCGCUCAAACUUGCAACUUGUGUCUCCGGUAAAAGAAGCAUAUAAGAAAAAUACACAAUAGAAGCCUUUACGAAGUAAAAUGUAUUAAGAAAAACACAUAGUAUCAGACAGACAGUGCGCGAUAGUGUAGUGAUUAUAAAUUAGUGGUAGUUUUUUGUACGGAACGAAACAAUAAAUAAUCAAACACGAGUUUGUAGAGUGAUAAGCGGCAAUACGAUCCACAAUCCAUUACCUUACCCAUCGACGACUAUCAACAGCCAUCCAAAGUUCUUUAAAAUCGAACCUAUAUAAAGAGAACUCUCUUAACCAUGCAGCCAGUAUUGGAAUUCAACAUAUACACUCUGCUCAGGAUGGCAUUCGUUUGGCAAUUGGUGUCGUGGUUCAUCUUCACGGUCGGAUUACUGGCCAUACUCAACUUUCUUUACGACAACCUGAAGUCCUUGAUCAGUAUAAUCAAGGCGGUCCUGGAGCCCUAUUUCCAGCCACAUUUACCAAAGACUUUGAUCGAGAAGUUCGGCCAGUGGGCAGUUAUAACUGGUGCCACCGAUGGCAUUGGAAAGGAAUACGCCAGGGAACUGGCUCGUCAGGGCCUCAAUUUAGUGCUCAUCUCGCGUACCAAGGAGAAACUUGUAGCAGUUACCAACGAGAUUGAAAGCGAGUUUAAGGUAAAAACAAAAUGGAUUGCCGUAGACUUCAAACAAGGACGUGAAAUUUACGAUCAAAUCGAAAAAGAACUCGCUGGCAUUGAAGUUGGUAUCUUGGUCAACAAUGUGGGAAUGAUGUACGAGCAUCCCGAGACCCUUGACCUGGUCUCUGAGGAGCUUCUGUGGGAUCUGCUGACCGUGAACAUGGGCUCGGUCACCAUGCUGACCCGUAAGGUUCUUCCCCAGAUGAUUGGUCGCCGCCAGGGUGCCAUCGUUAAUCUUGGAUCCUCUUCGGAGCUCCAGCCCCUGCCCAACAUGACUGUCUAUGCGGCCAGUAAGAAAUUCAUCACGUAUUUCACCAAGGCCCUGCAACUGGAGGUCCAGGACCACAACAUCCACGUCCAGCUGGUGAUGCCCAACUUUGUCACCACAAAAAUGAACGCCUACUCAGAUCGUGUGAUGAACAGUGGUGCCAAACUUAUAUUCCCCACUGCAUCUUCCUAUGCUAAAUCGGCUGUGUUUACACUGGGAAAAACCAGCGAGACAAAUGGCUAUUGGACUCAUGGAAUACAGUACUGCCUCAUGAAGCUGGCACCCCUGUCAGUUCGUACUUACCUGGGCCACAAAAUGUUCAAGCAGCUGAGAAUCGAGGCUCUGCAGCAAAAACAACAGAGACUUAAACUGCUUUAAGUGAUUCGGCUUUGGCUUAGGAGUCAUGUAAAUAUUUGGUUCUUAGUCUUAAGGCUCAACAAUAAAAUAAAACACAAAACGCUUUUGUAAAAAGUCAGAAAAAAAUAAAAUAAACUAAAAAUAUAAA
Messenger RNA from Drosophila bipectinata, 1602 nucleotides. RefSeq names its product hydroxysteroid dehydrogenase-like protein 1. Gene Ontology annotation, cellular component: endoplasmic reticulum. Lineage: Eukaryota; Metazoa; Arthropoda; Insecta; Diptera; Drosophilidae. The record is from RefSeq and is a predicted model, not a curated record. Gene Ontology annotation, molecular function: oxidoreductase activity.